This is a messenger RNA of Cucurbitaria berberidis CBS 394.84, 1289 nucleotides long. RefSeq names its product Metallo-hydrolase/oxidoreductase. The transcript has a single exon. Bases 1 to 1164 code for a protein of 387 amino acids. The record is from RefSeq and is a predicted model, not a curated record. NCBI's taxonomy places the organism in Eukaryota, Fungi, Ascomycota, Dothideomycetes, Pleosporales, Cucurbitariaceae.
AUGGCAAACCUCAACAUUCCGCCUUCAAACUCUGUAGUCCGCUUGCGAGCCAUAGAUGCAGAAACGCAAAUGUGCGUCUCCUCAAAAGGCUUCAUCCAACCAACUCUCCGGGGUUUCGAGAUUCUUAAUCUCACAUCCAUAACAUUCCUCGUCGAGCACCCGCAGUUGCACAAGAAAGUUCUCUUCGACUGCGGUGCACGAAAGGACUUUGAGAAUUUCUCGCCACGAAUAAAAGAGCGCCUGAACCUAAACGUAAAAGGAUUGAGAAUCGAAAAAGACGUGCAUGACAUUGUGCAAGAAGCAGGGGUCCCGUUGGACGAGCUCGAUGCUAUGAUUUGGUCACACUGGCAUUGGGAUCACCAUGGGGCGCCAGAGAAGUAUCCUCAACACGUCGAAGUCGUGGUGGGACAAGGUUUCAAGGAGAACUUCAUGCCCGGCUACCCAACUCUACCCAACGCUAUCUUCCUCGAUGCGAACUUCGAAGGUCGCGCGGUCCGCGAGAUCAAUUUCUCGGACGAAUUCAAGAUUGGCAACUUUAGAGCACACGACUACUUUGGCGAUGGCAGCUUCUAUCUACUCGAUACGCCAGGCCACGCGAUAGGGCACAUGUGCGGCCUUGCUCGCACUACACCAGCAACGUUUGUAUUUUUAGGCGGAGACAUAUGUCAUUUUGGUGGAAGCUUCCGGCCUUCAUCCAAGAUAGCACUCCCAAACCAGGUACCAAAUGAACAUCUAGACAGCCAUCUACCCCACCCUUGUCCCUGCUCCAUGUUCACGGAAGUACAUCCCGCUGGCUCAUCAUCCCCAGCUUCGCAAACCUCUCCGUUCUUCGAAGUAACCUCCUUCGCCCAAUCAGCGUAUCUCAACCGCGAAGAAGCAGCGCGCAGCAUCAGGGAGCUUCAGCGUUUCGAUGAACACCCUGAUAUCUUGGUGUGUAUAGCGCACGAUCCUACACUAAUCAAGGUCCUGCCGUUCUUGAACAAUCAGCCAGAGAAAGAUCUAAAAGAUUGGAAGGAGAGGGGUUUAAAGCAGAAAGCGCAGUGGGGAUGGCUGAAUGAGCUACCCCGGAAUGGGAAGCCGGGGCGGGAGAUGUAUGUCGAGGGUGUGUGGAAGGAGGGAGAGAUGGUCGAGGACUUUACGAAGCUGAAGGCUACAAUAUACUAGGCCUGCAAAAUACUCGAGCAGUUUUCGCUGGUCAUUGAGCAACACAGUAGAGGCGAUAACAAUAUACAUAGCAUAGUCAUCUAUAUUUUUGCUUAAUAUACAUCGGGGAGAGACGUUGUAGAGCC